This is a messenger RNA of Neomonachus schauinslandi (Hawaiian monk seal), 2715 nucleotides long. Its product is annotated as guanylate cyclase 2G-like. Gene Ontology annotation, molecular function: protein kinase activity; guanylate cyclase activity; peptide receptor activity. The record is from RefSeq and is a predicted model, not a curated record. NCBI's taxonomy places the organism in Eukaryota, Metazoa, Chordata, Mammalia, Carnivora, Phocidae. Gene Ontology annotation, biological process: receptor guanylyl cyclase signaling pathway; cGMP biosynthetic process; protein phosphorylation.
AUGGCUCCCAGGAUAGGUGCUGAGGCCUCACUCAGGUCUGGGCUCUGUUUGGGGAUUGAAAGUCAUGCUGCCCAGCCAACAUUAAUUCUGACACUCUUCACUAGUAUGCUGGUGACUUGGCUUGAGGCUGUUAACCUCGCUGUGGGCUUCCAGGUUCUGAACAUCUCCCAUCCAUUCAGUGUGCAAAGGCUGGGUGCAGGUCUCCAGAUUGCCAUGGACAAGAUCAACUCAGAGACAGUGGACCUCAGAAGCUUCAGCUGGGAAUUCACUUAUAACAACUCAACUUGCAGCAUCAAGGAGUCUCUUGCUAUUCUCACCAAUCAGGUCCAGAGACAACAGAUUUCUGCCCUGUUUGGACCAGGAUGUCCAGAAGCAGCAGAGAUUAUUGGCUUGCUGGCCUCAGAGUGGAAUAUCCCUGUGUUUGACUUCACUGGACAAACUGCAAAACUGGAGGACAACUUCUUACAUGACACCCAUGUGACACUCGUGUCACCCAGGCACAAAAUUGGUGAUGUGCUCCAGAGAAGUCUCCAGUACCUGGGCUGGAAACACACUGGGGUGUUUGGAGGUCACUCUGGGACUUCCUCCUGAGAUGGAGUGGAUGAAUUGUGGAAGGUUGUAGAGAAUGGACUCAAAACCCAUUUCCCUAUCACUGUCAGUGUGAAAUACACCAACAAUGACCCAGCCUUCCUUCAAGAGAACCUUAGAAGCAUGUCGUUGGCUGCCAGAAUUAUCAUCCUAAUCUGCAGCUCGGAGGAUGCAAAAAUUAUUCUGCUGACUGCAAAGAACCUGGGACUCAGCACAGGAGAAUUUGUCUUCAUUCUUGUGCAGUGGUUGGAGGACAGCUUUUGGAAGGAGGUAUUGACAAAUCAGAAGGUGACGCACUUCCCCACGGUCUACGAGUCAGUGUUUCUCAUAGCCCUGGACUCCUAUGGAGAAGGCCCUGGAGAUGCAGGCUUCUGGAAGCAAGUCUACCAAAGGCUGAGGAGGCCUCCCGUCUUCAGCACCAUUUCCACAGAGGAGCAGGUCUGGUGUGUGACUGCUGUGAUCCUCACAACGACCCUCCUGAUUACUGUCCUGGGAGCUGUGAUCAUAGGUCUGAUUUUAAGGAUGCAGAGUGGAAAAUUGCAAAAGCAGAAUAAAGACAUAUGGUGGCAAAUCAAUUAUGAUGACAUCACCAUUCUGGCCCAGAACAAGCCAUCUCGGAGAGGCACACCUGUGUCGAGAGGGGACAAGAGUCAUUCUUCUGGUGUGAUGGUUUCUGGGGACGCCAGUUCCUUUGUCAAGAGCCAGCAGGGGCAAGAGCUCUUUUAUGCCCCAGUAGGGCUUUACCAGGGAAACCAUGUGGCCAUCUGCUAUGUUGGUGACCAAGCUAAAGCCUGGGUCAGGAAACCAUCUGUGCUGCAGGAAAUCCGGCUGGUGUAUGAAUUAAGGCACGAAAACAUUGUCCCCUUCUUUGGUAUUUGCACAGAACCACCCAACAUCUGCAUUGUCACCCAGUAUUGCAAGAAAGGGAGUCUUAAGAAUGUUUUGAGAAACUCAGAUAAGGCGACGGAUUGGAUAUUCAAACUGUCAUUUGCAUAUGACAUAGUCAAUGGCAUGCUGUCCCUCCACUGGAGCCCCCUGGGGUCCUAUGGCAACCUGAAGCCUUCCACCUGCCUGGUGGACAGCCGGAUGCAGGUGAAGCUGAGGGGCUUUGGGCUGUGGGAGCUCAAGCAUGGCCGGACCUACAGAACGUACAGCGAGGGACCGACAGACCACUCGGAAUUCUACUGGACGGCCCCCGAGCUCUGGCGGCUCCCAGAGGCGCCCUGGUCCGGCACCCCAAAGGAAGAUGUUCACAGCUUUGCCAUCCUGAUGACGGAGCUGAUCCACAACCAGGACCACGGGCCUUUUGAGGACCUCGACGAGGCGCCAGAUAAAAUCAUCAGCCGAAUCAAAGACCCCACGGCUUCAGUUCCAUUUCGAUCUUCCCUGUCAGAGGAGAAGGGCAAUGAGAAGGUUGCGGUCAUGGUGAAGGCCUGUUGGGAUGAAUCUCCAGAGAAAAGGCCCACUUUCUCAUCCAUCAAAAAAAUUUUACGAGAAGCCAGUUCCAAAGGCCACGUGAACAUCCUAGACAGUAUGGUGAGCAAGCUGGAUGUGUAAGCCAAUCACCUGGAGGACGUGGUGGAAGAGAGGACCAACCAGCUGAUGGCGGAGAAGAGGAAAGUGGAUAGGCUUCUGUCCACAAUGCUGCCAAGCUUCAUUGGAGAACAGCUCAUAGCUGGAAGGUCUGUGGAACCGGAACGUUUUGAGUCCAUGACAAUCUUUUUCUCUGACAUUGUUGGAUUCACAAAACUGUGUUCUCUCAGCUCCCCCCUACAAGUUGUGAAGCUCCUUAAUGACCUGUACAGUUUAUUUGAUCAUAUCAUUAAGACAUAUGAUGCGUCUAAGAUGGAAGCCACUGGAGAUGCAUACAUGGUGGCUAGCGGACUUCCCAUGCGCAGUGGAAUCCAGCACGUGGACGAGAUUGCCACGAUGUCCUUGUACCUCCUCAGUGCCACUGUCUACUUCCAGAUGGGGCACAUGCCUGAGGAGAAGCUCAGGCUCAGGACUGGGAUCCACACCGGUCCUGGGGUGGCUGGCGCGGUUGGAAUCACCAUGCCCAGGCACUGUCUGUUGGGAGACACUGAACAUACUGUGUUUCAUCAGCAGACUUCAGGGGCUGCUCCCUAA